Candoia aspera is the source of this 1968-nucleotide messenger RNA. RefSeq names its product tigger transposable element derived 1 (gene TIGD1). Gene Ontology annotation, cellular component: nucleus. The transcript has a single exon. The record is from RefSeq and is a predicted model, not a curated record. NCBI's taxonomy places the organism in Eukaryota, Metazoa, Chordata, Lepidosauria, Squamata, Candoiidae. Gene Ontology annotation, molecular function: DNA binding. Bases 1 to 1785 code for a protein of 594 amino acids.
AUGGCCUCCAAGUGUUCAGGUGAAAGGAAGAGUCGCACACCUCUCACUUUAAAUCAAAAGCUAGAAACGAUUAAGCUUAGUGAGAAAGGCAUGUCAAAAGCCGAGCUAGGCCGAAAGCUAGGCCUCUUGCGCCAGACAGUUAGCCAAGUCGUGAAUGCAAAGGAAAGAUUCUUGCAGGAAAUGAGAAGUGCUACUCCAGUGAACAUACGGGUGAUAAGGAAGCGAAACAGCCUUAUUGCCGACAUGGAGAAAGUUUUAGUGGUCUGGAUAGAAGGUCAAACCAGCCACAACGUUCCCCUAAGCCAAAGCCUAAUCCAGGGCAAGGCCCUAACUCUCUUCAAUUCUAUGAAGGCUGAGAGGGGUGAGGAAGCUUCGGAAGAAAAGUUUGAAGCUAGCAGAGGUUGGUUCAUGAGGUUUAAGGAAAGAAGCUGUCUCCAUAACAUAAGACUGCAAGGUGAAGCAACAAGUGCUGAUGUAGAAGCUGCAGCAAGUUAUCCCGAAGAUCUAGCUAAGAUAAUUGAUGAAGGUGGCUACACUAAACAACAGAUUUUCAAUGUAGACGAAACAGCCUUAUAUUGGAAGAAGAAGAUGCCAUCUAGGACUUCCAUAGCUAGAGAGGGUACCUCAGUGCCUGGCUUCAAAGCUUCAAAGGACAGGCUGACGCUCUUGUUAGGGGCUAAUGCAGCUGGUGACUUUAAGUUGAAGCCAAUGCUCGUUUACCAUUCCGAAAAUCCUAGGGCCCUUAAGAAUUACGCUAAAUCUACUCUGCCUGUGCUCUAUAAAUGGAACAACAAAGCCUGGAUGACAGCACAUAUGUUUACAGCAUGGUUUACUGAAUAUUUUAAGCCCACUGUUGAGACCUACUGCUCAGAAAAGAAGAUUCCUUUCAAAAUAUUACUGCUCAUUGACAAUGCACCUGCUCAUCCGAGAGCUCUGAUGGAGAUGUACAACGAGAUUAAUGUUGUUUUCAUGCCUGCGAACACAACAUCCAUUCUGCAGCCCAUGGAACAAGGAGUGAUUUCGACUUUCAAGUCUUACUAUUUAAGAAAUACAUUUCGCAAGGCUAUAGCUGCCAUAGAUAGUGAUUCCUCUGAUGGAUCUAGGCAAAGUAAAUUGAAAGCCUUCUGGAAAGGAUUCACCAUUCUAGAUGCCAUUAAGAACAUUCGUGAUUCAUGGGAGGAGGUCAAAAUAUCAACAUUAACAGGAGUUUGGAAGAAGUUGAUUCCAACCCUCCUGGAUGACUUUGAGGGGUUCAAGAUGUCAGUGGAGGAAGUAAUUGCAGAUGUGGUGGAAAUAUCAAGAGAACUAGAAUUAGAAGUAGACCCUGAAGAUGUGACUGAAUUGCUGCAAUCUCAUGAUAAAACUUUAACGGAUGAGGAGUUGCUUCUUAUGGAUGAGCAAAGAAAGUGGUGUCUUGAGAUGGAAUCUACUCCUGGUGAAGAUGCUGUGAAUAUUGUUGAAAUGACAACAAAGGAUUUAGAAUAUCAUAUAGAAUUAGUUGAUAAAGCAGCAGCAGGGUUUGAGAGGAUUGACUCCAAUUUUGAAAGAAGUUCUACUGUGGGUAAAAUGCUAUCAAACAGCAUUGCAUGCUACAGAGAAAUCUUUCGUGAAAGGAAGAGUCAAUCAAUACAGCAAACUUCACUGUUGUCUUAUUUUAAGACAUUGCCACAGCCACGCCAACCUUCAGCAACCACCACCCUGAUCAACCAGCAGCCAUCAACAUCAAGGCAGGACCCUCCAUCGGCAAAAAGAUUACGACUCGCUGAAGGCUCAGCUGAUGAUUAGCAUUUUUUAGCAAUAAAGUAUUUUUAAUUAAGGUAUGUACAUUGGGUUUUUUAGACAUAAUGCUAUUGCACACUUAAUAGACUACAGUAUAGUGUAAACAUAACUUUUAUAUGCACUGGGAAACCAAAAAAACCUGUGUGGCUUGCUUUAUUGUGAUAUUCACUUUAUUGCCGUGGUCUGGAA